AUCCCGUUGCGGAAAUAUUGCGGGAGAUGAUUACCUACGGAAGUGCGUUUGGAAAAUAUGCGGCAAAAGAUAUUUUGAUUUGUUUAGCUGUGAGGUGCCGGUAAUUGACGCGGAUUCCCAAGUAGUUCGAAACCCUAUAUCGUGCGGCAACGCGAUGUUGGGAUCUAGCGAUGUGUGUGCUUGAAAGGGGUGAUACACAAAUUAUGUCACGCAAAUAUCGAUCUUUUUCAACCCCCCCUGCCCCCUAUCUCACACUUUUUGUAUGGGACCUCACAUUUUUUUGUAUGGGUCGUAACGUUUUGCAAAACCCCCCCUACCUCCUAAAAGCGUGACGUAAUUUGUGUACGGCCCCAAAGUACAAACUGGGACUUUCAUGAAUCCCGUAAAAACAGCUCUCACUAGUGAAAAUUAUGCUAGUUUGGGGGAGUUCUUAAUCAUAGAUUUGAGAGUCUUCCACAAAUUAUAUUGGAAUCUUUUUUCUUUGCAUCAUUACUUUAUUUUUUGCAAUAUUUUUUUUUGUAUUAAAAUCUUGCGCAAUUGGUAAAUGAUUCUCUAUUACAUAUUUUUUUUUUUUCAAAAACUUCGAAUCGGUCCGUUAUAUAUUCUUAUUUUGCACUUUAAUUUCACCAGAGUUAUGGAUCAAUUGGAAUACAUCACUCUUAACGGACCUCUGCUGCCAACAACAACAUAUGCGUCAACUUCAUAAUCUCAUGGGAGUAUGAGGUGAAUUUAUUCGUAAUUUUUAUCAGUUUGAAAUCAAGAUUAUGGAUAGAUAUUUAUAUAUGGUAGUUUAGAUAAUAUAGUUUAUUUAUAUGCGAUAUUUUAUUUUACAUUUUAUUUCCUGUUGUAUAGAUGAAGAUCAGCUUAACGCAAGAGAAUGGCUGCUAUACGGAAGAUCUCCAAUCGACUUGCUACGUCUGAAAUGGGAUGCUUGCUACGUAUUGCGAAGGAGUGAUAUAGAUAAUGCGAAAGAUCUUGUAGAGAUCUUGCAUCUGUAUCCUAUUUUCAAAGACCCAAAAGCAGCAUUUCUAAUUGAGCUUGAUUUCGAAAAGAUGUUUCCUGGAACGACAAGCAACUUCUACACCUGGUUUCCUAUGUUACAUCAGAAAUUGAACAAUCUGAUCAAAAGUGCGGUAUCAAAAGACAAGGCAUAUCAACCGUUAUACGAGGCAUAUCAGAAGGCAACUGACGGACAACGAAAAGAUUAUUAUCUAUGCAUGCUGCUGCCGGUAAUUAUACAAACGAACUAUCGGGUUAAAGGCAGCUGGAAACCUUCUGUAAAAGAGACGCAAGAUAGUUUCAUUUUGGAAGUGCAGACACCUGGCGAUAUAGAAGUAAAAAUAGAACAGCGACUGAAAUCACUUAAAGAGAAAUUUGGAGAAACGUCCCUCCAAUCACAAAUUGUCGCUGUGGGCACCGAUGAGUCACUGAGGGCCGCAUUGGUAAUUUUUGGAGGAGCAGAAUAUGCAGCGGAAAACAUUGUGCAUGCUGUGUGCAUGUGCAUGCAUAUUACAUAUGUGCUUAAUUUGCAAUAUGCUCCGGACUGCAAACCACUAUGGCUGUUCAUACAGUCAUAUUUAUUUAAAAUUCCAGCGUCCAUUGUAGAGCUUCCGAAGAGCACACGGGACAUGCUGAAGGCCAUCGACAACUAAUCGAUUAGUUUUUUUCUUGAUUUCUUUUAAUUAACUCCAAUAUCGAAUUUGGAAAAUACAAAUAAUGAACUCAAACUCAAAAAUUGUUUAAAAUGAAUAAUGAAAUAGUGAUGUUCGACGUAUCCGUUUCCAAAAUUCAAACUUUUAUAAUAUUAUUAUUAAUCUAGGUUCAAAUAGAAACAUAAGCAAUGCGCACUCGAAAUUAUGAUUUCAGAUCACAAAAACGUGAUUUGAUUUCAUGGCCCUAGUAAAACUAACCAAAAUCAUAAGCAAUGCGCACCCGAAAUCUUGAUUCCAAAUCCCCAGAACAUGAUUUGAAAUCAUGGUCCUAUCAAACAAACUAAAAUUUAAAAAAAAAUGCGCACCCUUAAUUAUGAUUCCGGAUCUCAAACACAUGAUUUCAAAUCAUGGUCCUAGCAAACCGACUAGAGCCAUAAAUGUUGCGCACCCGAAAUCAUGAUUCCAAAUCCCAAGAACAUGAUUCAGCUUCAUGAUCAUUGCGAAAACAUAACGCUUUGGUUGCGUUACGGGAAAAUAAAACAAGAUAUCAUGAUCUGGAAUCAUGGUGUAUUUUCAUAAAGUGAAAAAACACUAGGCUCCAGAAAUCAUGAGUCAAAAUCGCGAUUUAGGGAGCAGAUUUUUACCCGUGUAGAAGCUACUCGCACAGCACAUACAUGUAGAUUAAGUUCGCCAGAUUCAUUGUGCAACACAAUCAUUCAGCAUCAAGCAGUAUUGAGGACGCUUUGUUGACGUUUACAUUCACAAGACGCGACGCGAGGCAAGCCAUAAACACUUAUCGUUGUUA
This is a messenger RNA of Aedes albopictus (Asian tiger mosquito), 2457 nucleotides long. RefSeq lists its product as uncharacterized. Lineage: Eukaryota; Metazoa; Arthropoda; Insecta; Diptera; Culicidae. Bases 813 to 1652 code for a protein of 279 amino acids. The record is from RefSeq and is a predicted model, not a curated record. The transcript is spliced from 3 exons.